This is a messenger RNA of Papilio polytes (common Mormon), 1587 nucleotides long. RefSeq names its product cytochrome P450 6B5-like. The record is from RefSeq and is a predicted model, not a curated record. The transcript has 2 exons. Lineage: Eukaryota; Metazoa; Arthropoda; Insecta; Lepidoptera; Papilionidae. Gene Ontology annotation, molecular function: oxidoreductase activity, acting on paired donors, with incorporation or reduction of molecular oxygen; monooxygenase activity; iron ion binding. The coding region runs from base 25 to 1521 and encodes 498 amino acids.
UCGGUAAUUGUGUACAGUACCGCAAUGUUAUACCUUUUAGUGACUUUGACAAGUGUAGUUUCACUUUUAUACUUUUAUUUUACAAGGACUUUCAAUUAUUGGAAGGAUAGAAAUGUACCUGGACCUAAACCUUUACCAUUCUUCGGCAACCUUAAGGAAACCACUCUGAGACGUAAGCAUGCCGCAGUAGUUUUUAAAAGUAUUUACGAUGCAUAUCCCAAUGAGAAAGUGGUCGGAGUCUACAGAAUGACCACACCUUGUCUACUGCUCCGCGACUUGGACGUUAUUAAGCACGUCAUGAUUAAAGACUUUGAUAUGUUCGUCGACAGAGGAGUCGAAUUCAGUAAAGAAGGACUAGGAGUUAAUCUAUUCCAUGCUGAUGGAGACACAUGGAAAGUCCUGAGGAACAGAUUCACACCAGUUUUUACUUCUGGUAAACUGAGAAAUAUGUUGUAUCUUAUGAUUGAACGGGGUGAUCACUUUGUUGACUAUGUUGAGAACCUCCGUGCAAAGAAAUCGGAACAACCUAUACAUGUCCUCGUUCAGAAGUUUACAAUGGCUACUAUCUCCGCUUGCGCCUUUGGCUUGGACUUGGAUGAAGAUAUGUAUCAAGUAUUGAAUAAAAUAGACAAAAUGAUUUUUACUGCAAACUACAGCAACGAGUUAGAUAUGAUGUAUCCUGGUAUACUGAAAAAGUUUAAUGGUUCAAUAUUUCCUAAAUACGUAAACACUUUCUUCGAUAACCUCGCACAGACUGUCGUUAAACAAAGAGGUGGAAUGCCAACAAAUAGAAAGGACUUUAUGGAUUUGAUUUUGGCGUUAAGACAACAGAAAACAAUUGAAGGGACGAAAAAAAUGGACAAUGACAAACUGAGGAUAGUUGAAUUGACGGAUACCGUCAUUGCUGCCCAGGCUUUUGUGUUCUACGCGGCUGGCUAUGAGACCAGCGCUUCCACCAUGACAUAUUUGUUCUACGAACUGGCGAAACAUCCUGAGAUACAAGAUAAAGUCAUUGCAGAAAUUGACGAAGUUGUUAAAAGACACAACGGUGAAAUAAGCUAUGACUGUUUAAAUGAAAUGACUUAUUUGCAGCAAGUGUUUGAUGAAACAUUACGGAAAUAUCCAAUUAUAGAUCCUUUGCAACGCAACGCUCAAAUGGACUACACAAUCCCAGGCACUAAUGUUACUGUCAAAAAAGGACAAACUGUACUUGUGAAUCCUAUGGGUAUCCAUUACGAUCCUAAGCACUACCCCAACCCUGAGAAGUUUGAUCCUGAACGGUUUAGUCCUGAAAAUGAGAAAGACAGACAUUCGUGUGCUUAUAUGCCAUUUGGAACUGGACCCAGGAAUUGUAUUGGUAUGCGGUUUGCGAAGGUUCAAUCCCGAGUGUGUGUAGUCAAGUUUUUGUCGAAGUUCCGAGUGGAACCUUCGAGAAACACACCGAACGUGUUGGACUAUGACCCCAUGCGGCUUGUUCUCUUUCCCAAGGGAGGAAUCCAUUUGAAUGUUAUAUGUAGAUAGAUGAAAUCUCUGCUUCGACGGUCAUGACAACUAAAGUAUGAAAUUAAUAAAUGGUUUAUAAAUCUA